AUGGAUUUUUUCGGACCAUUACCGUCAGGAGAGUAUUUAUUUGUUAUAGAAGAUUUAUAUUCAAGAUACCCAUUUGUUGAUAUAAUAAAAACCACAACAGCUUUAAGCGUCAUAAGUAAACUAGAAAGAUUAUUUGCUAUAUUUGGUUAUCCUAACAAAAUUAGAAGUGACAACGGACCACCGUUUCAAAGCGAAGAAUUAAAACUAUACUUUAAAAAUGUUGACAUAAAGCACUUUAAAAUAACGCCUCAAUAUCCGCAAGCGAACGGUAUCGUAGAAAAAUUUAUGCAAGUUAAAGGAAAAAUAAUUAAAACAACUCAUUUUAUGGGGAAAGGUUGGAGAGAGGAACUUCAAAGCAUGCUUUGA
Messenger RNA from Hydra vulgaris (swiftwater hydra), 366 nucleotides. The record is from RefSeq and is a predicted model, not a curated record. NCBI's taxonomy places the organism in Eukaryota, Metazoa, Cnidaria, Hydrozoa, Anthoathecata, Hydridae.